This is a messenger RNA of Ixodes scapularis (black-legged tick), 2208 nucleotides long. RefSeq names its product transcription factor Sox-21-B-like. Bases 662 to 1504 code for a protein of 280 amino acids. Lineage: Eukaryota; Metazoa; Arthropoda; Arachnida; Ixodida; Ixodidae. The transcript has a single exon. The record is from RefSeq and is a predicted model, not a curated record. Gene Ontology annotation, biological process: anatomical structure morphogenesis; cell differentiation; regulation of DNA-templated transcription. Gene Ontology annotation, molecular function: RNA polymerase II cis-regulatory region sequence-specific DNA binding; DNA-binding transcription factor activity, RNA polymerase II-specific.
UACCGUUUGAUGAGACAGGCAGCGAUGGACUCCACAAAUAGAUGUUACGACAAUGUGUUUGCCGUAUUCUUCGCGGAGGAAGCGAGCACAUCGAAGCCGCAUUAUUCACAGGCGCACAUCGGCGAGAAAAAACUCGCAGCUUCUCCGAGAAAUGCCGGAAAAUCGCAGUUUCUUCGACGGAGCCAGCGCCACCGACCACACCGACCGGUCUCACCGCUCGCCGCGCGAGAGUCAAGACUCGCUCAUAGAUGGCGUUCGCGCGGCUCCGCUCGGCUUCGACUUGGGCCUCUCGGCGGCUGCGGCUUUGGAUUGAGUCGCCCGUUGCAAGCUCCACCUCCUCCGACAAAUCGACCAAUGGAAGCGGCCUCACGUUCUCGCGGGGCAGGCACCGCCCCCAACACCCCCCCGUCGAGCGGCAUGCACAAAGAUCCCGAUCAGGCCUCCUCGCCCGCUCAUUCGAGUGCGGUCGCUCUCUUCUUCGAGCCGAUCUCCCCACACGAGAUCGCGAUAGCCGCAAAAGCGACAUCGUCUGCUCCGCCGACCAACUACGUCGUCUGCUUCGUGCGCCACACCAACCGCGUCGCGGUCAGUUUUUGUCCGCCUGACCUCGAGUUUCUGCCCCCGGCUUGGACGACAGACUGAAGACACACAAGUGGCAGCCAUGCUUCUACCGCACCAAACGGUCAUCCACAAAGGCCCUCCCGCCCUGGCGUCUCCGCCGCACGCCGAGGUCCCGGUGAGCAUGAGUCGCGGAAGUCCGGACCACAUCAAGAGACCCAUGAACGCCUUCAUGGUGUGGUCGCGCGGACAACGUCGCAAGAUGGCCGUCGAGAACCCCAAGAUGCACAACUCGGAGAUUUCCAAGAGGCUCGGCGCAGAGUGGAAGCAGCUGUCCGAAACGGACAAGAGACCCUUCAUCGACGAGGCAAAGCGCCUGAGAGCGCUUCACAUGAAAGAGCAUCCGGACUACAAGUACAGGCCACGUCGCAAGCCCAAGGUGACGCUCGGUACGUCGUCGUCUCCUCAGACGCUCCAGAAACAGAAGACGGCAACGGGUGGAUUGUCUGCCCAAGACAACCCAUUCUUCAGCUUCGAAUCCGUGAGUCGGUUCGGACGGCUGGACAGCCAGAAGGCCGCCACGACGCGCAACGGUCUCGGAGUCGGCGGCAGCCACAUGUCUCCGGCGUCUCAGCAGCACUGGCUCAACUCGAGCCUCGCCAAACUGCGCGGUGAGCCGACGCCGAUCUACUUCAAGUCCGACAUCGCCGCUCCAACGCCGCUGUAUUCAACGCAAGCGCCUGCGACGAGUCCGCCUUCGACGCAGGCUAACUUCCUCUGCCCCCUGUCGCCCGGUCAGGGAAGCUUCGUGCCAUGUCCGUGCCCCUCGUACUACCCGCCUCAGGCGCUGCAUCAUCCCUCGUUCCCCUGCUUUCUGCUCAAGCCGCCGGAGGGUCUGGGACUGACCAGGCCAUCUCCUGUGUUGUCCGCGUCUUCCAUCGCCUAAAAGACCCAUUACCGAGGCAGCGAGACUUUUGCGUUGCCGCGCGGUUCGUCGAAACAUUUCAAGUGCCUUUUGUGCUCAGACUCUUUUGGUACCUGGACGUUGGCGAGUAUAUGCCUGGUGUGACGAACCACGAUGCUUUCAAUUGUAAGAAGCUUGUAUAUAGGUCGUUUGUUUUUUCUCUACUCUUUAUUUGUUCCUAUCUUUUUUUCUCUUUUGUACAUAUACAUAAAUCUUCGCAUAACUCUACUUUCGUUCUUGUCGUCGGCGUUUUGUCGCUCAUAAUUCUAGUCUCCGAAUUCGUUCGACGACACCAACAGAGCACCGUCUUAGCUCUUUAGAUGACCGAAGAGAUGCCGGGCGCAUUUACCGUGCAAUUCCGUUCCUCACAUCGUCGUCCAUGCCGCUUUGGCGGUCGGUAUGCGUUCCCACUUUUUUGCAACGGCUAGUCAAACCUUUAUACCAACGUACCAUGUGUGCAAUCAAAAUCAAAAUUUCUCUGAAAUUGUUUCCACAUGUUUUUUUUUUUUUACAAAUGUUUCACUCCAAGGAACGCAUCGUGUUAAUGACUGCGUAAAAAUAUUGUUAAUAAUUGCCGCUCCGAUUCCACCAUUGGCCAUUGGAAGCGUACAAAGUUACCUCAUGCCUCGAUAUACUGCCAAAUUACUUUUAUAAAGAUAUUUAAUAAAAGAAAACUGAAUUAUGUA